Molecule: messenger RNA, 2713 nt
Organism: Zootoca vivipara (common lizard)
Lineage: Eukaryota; Metazoa; Chordata; Lepidosauria; Squamata; Lacertidae
Source: RefSeq, a predicted model, not a curated record
UUUGUCUUUGGCGAUUUCCAUGAUAACCCCUUAUACCCAGUUACCCGUUGCAUUCAUAAUUUAGAGGAACCAAAACUUCUGUUAAAUAAAAUAGGACUUAAUAACUAUAUAUGCUUAGGAUAGUACAGGGACUAGAAACCAUCAAAAUAUCAGGAAAAACUGGACAGUGUCUCCUGGCACCUUAAAGAGUUUUCAUUGCGUGGACAGGCAGAGUCCCCCAAACCCCAGGCGACCCCUGAGCGGAAUGAUGACUCAAGACAACUUGCUAUGGGAUUAAAAUUGGCCACAACUUUAUUAAGAUUCAGAUGUAGGGAGACCUUGGCUCAGGCAUUGGGUGUUUAUCCCUCCCAGUCCCCAGCCGGGGAUCUGGGAGACUUCAGGAUUAUCCAGAAUGUGUGGGAUUGGGCUGGCUCUGGAGAACAUAUGUUCAAGCAGAGAGCCCGCCCCCUGUUUGCCACCUCUGGAGGGGAGAGCAAUGACAACCUUUUGGCAUACGGCCAAUGCCUCCCCUCUAGACCCCUAGUAUCGCUGCCGCAAAGGGGGCGUGGGACACAGCUCCACGCCCCCCCCCCAUUUAGGAAGAUAGACUAAAGGAUUCCGCCCAAAGCCUGAAACCCCAAAGUUGUGACGUAUUGGUACGGGAAAGGCGAAACCUGCCAGUGCAGGAAAAUCCCUUUCCGGCCCUUCAACAGUGGCCCUAAUGUAGCAGCGCCCGCGUACCUGUGGAAAAGAGGUUAACCUGCAAAAGAAGACUUAAACAAGGAUGUGGAGGGUGGGAGAAGCUCUGGAGCAGAUUGCCGCUUCCCAGCUGCAGCUGCCAUGCUUCAUUUUUGGACUUUACCCUCCUCCUUCUGUCUCCUGCUCUUCCUCCUGCCUUCCAGCUCUGCCUCUGAUGAUGAUGAUACUGUGGUGGUCACCAGCAGUGGUCCCAUUAAAGGCAAAAUACUCCCAGCUGGCACUGGCUCUGUGACCGCCUACCUCGGCAUCCCCUAUGCUGAGCCCCCCGUGGGAAAACUGCGCUUCCAGAAGCCAGUUCCACAUCAGCCAUGGAGCCAGGCAUUGGAGGCCACCACCUUUGGCAACUCUUGCCAUCAGUUAAACAUCGAACAAAUGCCAUUUUCAGAGCUAUAUGAUGCUAACACACCACUUUCAGAGGACUGCCUCUUCCUCAACAUCUGGGUGCCCCACCCACGGCCAGUCACACCAGUGCCCAUCCUCCUAUGGAUCUAUGGCGGGGGUUUUAUCAUGGGCACAGCCUCUCUGGAUAUGUACAAUGGGGCCUUGUUAGCAGCUACAGAGAAUGUCAUUGUGGCCUCCAUGAAUUACCGCCUGGGGAGUCUGGGUUUCCUGUACCUGCCCCCAGAUGCCCCAGGAAACGUUGGCUUGUGGGACCAACAUCUGGCUCUGAAGUGGGUGAGUGAGAACGCAGCUGUGUUUGGUGGUGAUGCAGCUCGGAUAACUCUCCUUGGCGAAAGUGCUGGAGGAGCCGCAGUUGGUUUCCACCUGCUUUCACCGGCAAGUCAACCCCUUUUUGCCCGUGCUGUGCUUCAGAGUGGGGUUCCCAAUGCUCCCUGGGGUUGGAAGAAUCCUGAAAAUGCCCUAAGAGAUUCAGUGAUAGUGAGUCGCCUAAUGGGGUGUCAUGAAGCUAACCACAGUGCUAUGGUAAGCUGCCUACAGGGGAUGGAAAUGAACAGCAAAACGUUUGCUGCCUUGCAAGCUUUCUUAUCAUUGACAACGGAUGGGGAGUUCCUCCCAGAUGAUCCCCCAAAGAGGCUGGAGAUUGGUCUUGUUCACGGCAAACCCAUUCUCGCUGGUGUCACUGCUGAUGAAGGGUCAACUACGGUAUUUUUUAUGUAUCCUAACAUGACAUUGAAGGAUGGAAAACUGACCUGGGAGCAGGCCCUUGAAGCAGUCAAAGGAACUUUCACAGCAGGAGCCAAAAAAGAUGUUGACCAGGAUGUGUUACAGAAGUACACUGAAGGUAGCCAUGGGCUGGAACAAUAUCAUUUGGCCAUGGCUCAUUAUAUGGGAGAUUACAACUUUGUGUGCCCACUGCUUGAGUUUGCUGAGAAGGUGGGGAAAGAUAAGAACCCAGUUUAUGUUUACUCCUUCGACCACCGCAGUCCUGACUCUAUUUGGCCUGAAUGGGCGGGGACACCCCAUGGAGCUGAGGUACCUUACUUGUUUGGAAGUGUGGAAUUAGUGUUGCAAACAAACCGAUCGGAGGUGAAGGCUGCCGAAGUCGAAUUGAGCCGGCAAGUGAUGCGAUAUUGGGCAGAAUUUGCCAGAAGUGGGAAUCCCACUGGGUCCAUGAGAGAUGAGGCACAGUGGCCUGUCUACAACGCUACAGAGCAGAAGUUCUUCCACAUUGGCACAGAUGUGGCAGGCCAGCUCAAACGGAUGUCGCCUAGCCCACGAUGCGAAUUCCUGAGCUCUCUGCAUUCUAAGGCCACACAAACAGAAAAAUCUCCAGAAGUUCCUGCUUCAUCUACUUUGGAGAAAGAUGUGAACAGUGCGACACAAACUUAGAGAGGCAGAACAGGAAAUAUCUCGCAGCAUGUGAAAAUGGAAGCUCUGAAAUGGGGGAAAUCAUGCCUUAGAAACAGUUUCAGCUGUGCCUGCUCCUUAACACAACUAUUCACAACGCAGCUGUUCAUUGGGACCCACCUGUCUGAAGAAAUAAACAAAUGUUUUGACAGGAAUUUAAUGAAAA